Erythranthe guttata (spotted monkey flower) is the source of this 1750-nucleotide messenger RNA. The record is from RefSeq and is a predicted model, not a curated record. Lineage: Eukaryota; Viridiplantae; Streptophyta; Magnoliopsida; Lamiales; Phrymaceae.
GACGAGAUUUCCGAAGCUCCACUCUGAGCUUUGCUUUCUCCGCCCACUUCUUUAUUACUUCCCAAAUUCCUCACCCAACUAUUCCCUGUUGUCUCUUUCUCUCUCCACUUUCUCUCUCCUCCUCGUUUCCACCGGCAAUCCCCUCUUCAACAAUUCACGGCGGCGCUCCGCCUGUUCAAGUAUUCAUUUCAUGGCGCAGGCAUUGAAUAUCUUCAUUUCCACCUCCCGUUCCCCCAAACCCCUGAUCUCCCAUCGCCCCCCACCUCUCGCCGGCGCCGUUUCCCGCUUCUCGCUCACCAAAAACCCUAGCAAAACCCCCCUCUUCAUAACAGCCUCCGCCUCCGAUCCGAAUCCUCCCGUCCUAACAUCCGGCAACGGCGCCGGCUCCGCCGCGCUGCCGGCGCACGCCCCUUUGCCUGUGGUCUCCGACUCCGGCUCGAUUGAGGUUGACGCUGUCACGGAGGCGGAGCUCAAGGAGAACGGAUUCCGAAGCACGCGGCGCACGAAGCUCAUCUGCACGAUCGGUCCGGCCACGUGUCAGCCGGAGCAGCUGGAGGCGCUGGCGGUGGGAGGAAUGAACGUCGCCAGAAUUAACAUGUGCCACGGCACUAGGGAGUGGCACCGGGAUGUAAUUCAGCGCGUGAGGAGAUUGAACGAGGAGAAGGGUUACGCCGUCGCGAUUAUGAUGGAUACCGAGGGCAGCGAGAUCCACAUGGGGGAUCUCGGCGGCACUUCCUCUUCCAAAGUCGAGGAUGGUGAGAUAUGGACUUUCAGUGUUCGAGCUUUCGAUACGGCUCUUCCGGAAUGCACUAUCAAUGUGAACUAUGAUGGCUUCGCCGAAGAUGUAAAAGUAGGCGACGAACUUCUAGUGGAUGGUGGAAUGGUGAGGUUUGAGGUUAUCGAGAAAAUCGGUCCGGAUGUAAAGUGUCGUUGUACGGAUCCUGGACUUUUACUGCCUCGAGCGAAUCUUACGUUCUGGCGUGAUGGUAGCUUAGUGCGCGAACGCAACGCAAUGCUCCCUACAAUUUCCUCCAAGGACUGGUUGGACAUUGAUUUCGGGAUUGCUGAAGGUGUUGAAUUCAUUGCUAUAUCUUUUGUUAAGUCUGCCGAAGUUAUCAAGCAUCUCAAGAGCUAUAUUCAGGCCCGUGCUCGUGAUAGCGACAUCUCCGUGAUUGCAAAAAUCGAAAGCAUCGACUCACUAAAGAACUUAGAAGAAAUCAUUCAAGCUUCAGACGGAGCAAUGGUGGCAAGAGGAGACCUCGGCGCACAAAUCCCGUUAGAGCAGGUUCCAUAUGAACAGCAAAAGAUAGUCCAAGUUUGCAGGCAAUUAAAUAAGCCCGUUAUCGUUGCAAGUCAACUGCUCGAGUCUAUGAUAGAGUACCCCACACCUACCAGAGCUGAAGUAGCAGAUGUAUCUGAAGCAGUUCGACAAAGAGCAGAUGCUUUAAUGCUUUCUGGCGAGUCUGCUAUGGGUCAAUUUCCUGAUAAAGCUUUGACCGUUUUGAGAACCGUUAGCCUCAGAAUCGAGAAAUGGUGGAGAGACGAGAAACGACAUGAGGCUACGGAACUUCCGGCUAUUGCAUCUUCUUUUACGGACAGUAUUUCGGAAGAGAUUUGCAACUCUGCCGCCAAAAUGGGUAAGUAUAUAUUUAUAUAUUUUUUAAUAUACGAUUUGGUAUUCUGGAAUUGUCUUGCAACACAUGCACACAUGCACAAGGUAGUUGGUUUGGAUUAGAGGUGAAAAUCGGAC